Molecule: messenger RNA, 1779 nt
Organism: Cucumis melo (muskmelon)
Lineage: Eukaryota; Viridiplantae; Streptophyta; Magnoliopsida; Cucurbitales; Cucurbitaceae
Product: acyl-CoA-binding domain-containing protein 3
Exons: 3
Coding region: 417-1349 (310 amino acids)
Biological process (GO): fatty acid metabolic process
Molecular function (GO): fatty-acyl-CoA binding
Source: RefSeq, a predicted model, not a curated record
GAAAAGAAAUUCGAAAAAAGAAAUAGGGAGGAGUCUAUUUAUAUUGUUUUGGUAUAUUGUGUAACAUGAUCUUGAUUUCGUCGUUUUUGACAAUGAUUACAAAAGGCAAAACGCCGCAUCAUCAAACACACAGCGCCUUAAUCUGAUCGUGAUCAUCGUUCCCAGUUGGUGUAAGGGUUCCAUUCCAACACCUUGCUUUUCAGAUGAUUACUAACAUCAUGGGCCCGACACAUAAUUCCUGCCCUCGAUGCUGAUGCCGACUCGAAUAUACUUUGCUCUGUUCUUCCAAAAUUCCCUUUUCUUUUCUCCAACUCUUAUCUUGAUCCCCGUUUCUUUCUCUUUUCUCUCUAUCUAAUAUCCUCUGCCACCGCCGCUGCUUCUUCCGCCGUUCUUCUUCUAUCUCUUUCUGUUGAGUUAUGGAAUUUUUUCUUGAACUUGCGCUAACUAUUAGUCUUCCUCUUCUUAUUUCAUUUAUUGUUAGUAAGUUUCUUUCAUCCAGGGGGUCUACUGAUGAAGAAUUGGCUCCAUUUGGUUUUGACUUCGGAUUUGGAUCGCGAAUUCGUAAUCUGGAGAGUGGUAAACCUAGCGUUGUCGUUGAAGAUUUUGUCGGUGAAGGUGAGAUUGUAGAAUGUGAACCGAAACAGGGGAAUUUCACCGGAGUACUUGAAUCGAGAGAUGAAACUGAGAAGGAAUGUGAUGAUAAGGUGAUUGAAUAUGUGAGGAGUGUUGAAGAAAGAGUAGAGAGUGGCUUAGAUAAUACUGGUGGUGAUUGCCGAGGAGAAGGUGCAGAGAAGGUAAUCGAUGAAAGUUCUGUAAGGGUGAGGCGUGAGGAAACUGGAAUCAAUCGGGAUGAGGGAGAAGACGUACGCGAGGGCAAUGAAGUUGAGGCGUUUGAAAGUGAUCGGAGCAAGGAAUCCGGUGGAGUAAGCGAGGGAGGAUCGGUGGAGGAGAUUGCCGUCGAGGAUGACGAUUGGGAGGGAGUUGAAAGAACUGAAAUGGAAAAGCUAUUUGAAGUUGCAGUAGAGAUUGUGAAAAUUCGUGAUAUCGAGGAUCCCAAAUUUGGCGGUGAAUUGAAGAUGCGGCUGAGCGGGCUUUACAAGAUUGCUAUGGAGGGGCCUUGCAGAGAACCGCCGCCAAUGGCUUUGAAGAUGUAUGCUCGAGCCAAAUGGAAUGCCUGGAAGCAGCUGGGGAACAUGACCCCUGAGAUGGCUAUGGAAAGCUAUAUAAACCUUGUUUCUGAGAACAUUCCCGGUUGGACGUCCGAAAUUACUUCGGUAGACGGUUAUCAAAGUGCUUCUCAUUCUCACAAUUCUGAAAAACUAGCUUCCGAAAUGAAACCACCACUUUAACGAAAGGGGGAAAACUCAAGCGUGUUACGUCGAAUGUCGAUUGGUUUUCGUUUAUUUAUCGAUUUUCUACUGGAACUGCAUCUGCAGGAAAUCUGAAUAACUAAAGCCUUGUUUCAACUGCAGGGGAUGGGGAUGAAACUCAGUGAUGAGGAAGGUCUAUGGAGUCAAAAUUCAGUUUAUAAAGUCGUUCUAAGCUUUGGUUCUUUCUUUGCCAUUUAGCCAUUUUCAUAUGGUUUGCAUUUUAUAGAACCCGGCUGUAACAUAAUUUAUUUUUAUCCAUGACAAUCCUGGGGUUCUUGUAAAUAGCAAUUUGAAGUUAUUUUUCCAAGGUAUGAAGCUGUAAAUUCAAAAAUAAUUCCUCUGCCUCUCUAAGUUUGGAUUGAUAUGCGAAAAUAAAUUAAAUCAUUUGAUUUUGUUUUUGUUUUUUUCA